This is a messenger RNA of Encephalitozoon hellem ATCC 50504, 1731 nucleotides long. Its product is annotated as vacuole import and degradation protein. The transcript has a single exon. Gene Ontology annotation, cellular component: nucleus; cytoplasm. Lineage: Eukaryota; Fungi; Microsporidia; Unikaryonidae. The record is from RefSeq and is a predicted model, not a curated record. Bases 1 to 1731 code for a protein of 576 amino acids.
AUGGUUCUUGGCAGGAUAAAGAAGAUGCUAUCGAAUGUAAAAAAGAAGGAACUGUCUGGGGAUUUAUACUGUGGGAGGGAGCACCUAAUGAGUGGGUGCGAGAUAUCCGUGUCGGAGUCGGAGCUUUCAUUUGUAUCCAAGAAAAGUAAGAUGCAAUUCAAGCUUAGCGAGAUUAUGUCAGUUGGGCAUGACAACAAAGCCUUAUGGUUUAUUCAUGGGCAAAGGAAGUACCUCUUUACGAGCAGUGAAAGUCUAGAUGCUCUCUACAAGGGCAUAGUACCUCUCAUAAAGAAAGUCAAAACUCUUUAUAGAAAAAAAGCGGUGUACUCAAGAUAUAACACAGUUUCAGGAAGAUUUGAAGAAGCUGAAGGGCAGGUUGAAGUGUUUAUUGUCGAGGAUGAGGUAUUUCUGAUCAGGAUAGAGACAAGAGAAGAUGUUAUACAUUUCGAAGAGAUAAGAACGGAGACGCAGUACUAUAUGGACCAGAAAAACGCAACAUUUGUAUGGUCUGUGAUGGAGAACGGGGUUUUCCACACGUUUUCAUUGAAGUUCACAGACAAUGUUGACUUCCUUGAGUUUCUCAGCAAGUACAUUGGAUGUCUCUAUAGAAAUGUUAACCACGAGAGGAAGGGAGACGAGGAAGCAGAAAAAUAUUUUGAAAAGAUGGAGAUGGAAAACUACAAUCCUGACGUGUCUGAGGAUUCCGAAGAGGCUGAAGAGUAUGCGAGCUGCGAUGACGAUGAGCUUGAAAACCAUUUUGGAGAGGCAGACGAGAAGAACAAGCAUCUUGUUGUGGGAGAUGAGAUGGCCUUUAUCACAAGAGGAAGAUCUGUGGGGGUGUUCAAGAACACGAAUGAUGGCUUGGAAUUCAAGGCAAACAUCAAGGAUGUGCUGGAUGACGAUGUGGAAAAGAUAAUCACGCAUGACAACUGCUCCUCAUUAAUUUACUUAGACAAGAGCGAAAGAGAUAAGUUACACAAGCUUGAUGUGGAGAGAGGAGAGGUUAUCGAGACAUGGGAUGUUCAAAGAAAUGUCAACGACUACUUUGAUUCACAAAAACUGGUUGACACCGGGUCUCUUAUUGGGCUCUCUGAUUACUCCGUGUUUAGAAUUGACCCGAGAGCAAAGGUUAAGGUUGUUGAGUCGAAAGAUUACAAAACAAAAAACAGCUUUAACUGUGGAAUGGCUACAAGCUCUGGACAUGUUGUCACAGCGGGGAAGGGGGGAGAUUUGAGGCUUUAUGACAAGAUCGACAAAAGAGCGAAGUCCCUUCUUCCGGGAUUUGGGGAUGAAAUCAAGUACAUAGAUGUCACAAGCAAUGGCAAGCAUAUUAUCUGCACGUGCAAAAACUACCUAAUGCUGACAACUGUACCAGGAGACUACAAGCAGCCUGUCGGAAAGAAUAAGCCAGUUCCAAAAAGACUCCAGUUGAAGCCCGAGCAUUUGGCAUACAUCAAUGAGGAAAUAGACUUUACGCCUGCAAAAUUCAGCACCGACGCAUCAGAGAGCAGCAUAAUAACAAGCACGGGGAGCUAUGUGGUUAAAUGGAAUCUGGACGACGUACUCAAUGGGAGGCUGUAUUCAUACCAGCUCGCCAAAUGUAGUGACCUAGUUGUUGCAGACAACUUUGAGUUUGGAGAAGAUAGCAAUGUCAUUGUGACCAUGCCUGAUGACAUAAGAAAAGUCAAUGUUCGCAAUCUUAAGAAGCCUGGAAGGAAGAUGUGGGGAUGA